GGUUUUGUAAAAAAGAUUUUGAAUUCAAGAUUUCACACAAACACACACAACCCACGUUUGUGUGUGAGAGAUUGGUGAUGAGUUGUGUAAGGAAAAGAUCAAAAGUUUAAUGAAAAAAGAGAGAUGAAUUUGCAAUGUUGUUGUCUAUGGCUAUUAAUAGAAAUAUUUUUACAUUAAAAACAUCACAGAAUAGAAAUCUUUAUAAUUGUUUUAGUUGCAGUUUAAAUCCAUCAACAAGAAGACCUCAUUCUGUUUUGCUUUCUCAAUCUGGACCUUCUUAUAAUACACUUGUUUACCAGGCAGCAAAACUUUUAGGCCCUCCAGCAACUUUUGAUGCCUCAAAACUAGAAGUUGUGUUCAAGGGAGAAGAAACAGACAAGUACACAAGAAUCCUCCCAAGGACGUAUAACCUUUCCCAUUGUGACUUCACUGCUAACCUUACGUUAACCAUCUCAAACGUUAUCAACCAUGAUCAGCUGAAAGGGUGGUAUAAUAAGGACGAUGUAGUAGCUCAGUGGGCUGAAGUGAAGGGCCAUAUGUGCCUUGAUGUUCAUUGUUAUGUUAGCGGGCCAAAUUCUUUGAAUGACCUCUUAGCAGAAUUCAGAUAUUACAUAUUCUCAAAGGAGUUGCCGUUGGUGCUUGAAGCAAUGUUGUAUGGCGAUCGUAUUCUAUUCAGUGAGCAUGCAGAGCUAAUGGAUGCAUUUGUUCGCGUUUUUUUCCAUUCUAGCUCAAGAAAGUACAACCGUGUAGAGUGUUGGGGUCCUCUUAAGGAUGCUGCUAAGGGACGAGUAGGGAAUCAAAUACAAGGCCUAUUGGCUGAAAACACACAACGAUCUGCGCCUCCAAAGAGCUUGGGAGUACCAAAAUCUGUAUUUCAACUUCUUUUUACAUUCCUUUUGUAAUUAACUACACCACGGGGCAAUGACAUAAUGUAAAAAAGAAAGUCAACCUGUGGAGAGUUCAAAGUCAACCAUUGAGUUGCUGCAUAGAGGUUGAGAUUGACUUCAUUUUGCUAUCUCAUUGAAUUCUUUUUUGUACCCUUCAAUACAAUUCAUGAAUCAGAAACCAUGAACUCAAAAUCCUUGACUAAA
This is a messenger RNA of Erigeron canadensis, 1091 nucleotides long. RefSeq names its product magnesium dechelatase SGRL, chloroplastic. Lineage: Eukaryota; Viridiplantae; Streptophyta; Magnoliopsida; Asterales; Asteraceae. The coding region runs from base 135 to 902 and encodes 255 amino acids. The record is from RefSeq and is a predicted model, not a curated record. The transcript has 5 exons.